Penicillium odoratum is the source of this 1188-nucleotide messenger RNA. Its product is annotated as GPI-anchored transamidase. Gene Ontology annotation, cellular component: GPI-anchor transamidase complex. Gene Ontology annotation, molecular function: GPI-anchor transamidase activity. The transcript has a single exon. The record is from RefSeq and is a predicted model, not a curated record. Bases 1 to 1188 code for a protein of 395 amino acids. Gene Ontology annotation, biological process: attachment of GPI anchor to protein; protein localization to cell surface; proteolysis. NCBI's taxonomy places the organism in Eukaryota, Fungi, Ascomycota, Eurotiomycetes, Eurotiales, Aspergillaceae.
AUGACGUUGUUUUCUCGCUUCUUACAGCUCCUAUCGCUGCUCCUUCUCACUUGCGCAGUGACCGCCGAGCAUACCUCCAACUGGGCGGUGCUGGUUUCCACCUCCCGAUUCUGGUUCAACUACCGUCACCUCGCCAAUGUCCUAUCCCUCUACCGAACCGUGAAGCGGCUCGGCAUUCCCGACUCACAAAUCAUCCUCAUGCUCCCCGAUGACAUGGCCUGCAACCCCCGCAAUGCCUUCCCUGGAACUGUAUACAGUAACGCCGACCGUGCGGUCGACCUGUACGGCGACAACAUUGAGGUAGACUACAGGGGUUACGAGGUGACGGUGGAGAACUUCAUUCGCCUUUUAACCGACCGGCUCGAUGAAGAUGUGCCACGCAGCAAGAGACUCGGAUCUGAUGCGGGUAGUAAUGUGCUUGUAUACAUGACCGGACACGGAGGCGACCAGUUCCUCAAGUUCCAGGAUGCGGAGGAGAUCGGCGCAUGGGACUUGGCCGACGCAUUUGGUCAGAUGUGGGAGAAGAAGCGCUACCAUGAAUUGUUGUUCAUGAUCGAUACUUGUCAAGCAAACACGAUGUAUACCCACUUCUACUCGCCCAAUAUCGUUGCAACAGGUUCCAGUGAACUCGACCAGUCUUCUUACUCCCACCAUGCGGAUAACGAUGUCGGAGUUGCGGUCAUUGAUCGCUGGACCUACUAUGUGCUUGAAUUCCUCGAAACGCAGGUAACUAGCGCCAAUUCAAAGUUGAACCUCGGUGAUCUGUUUGACUCCUAUGACGAAUCGAAAAUCCAUUCACAGCCCGGUGUGCGAUGGGACUUGUUCCCCGGCGGCGAACAAGAAGGCCGCCUUCGGACUGUGGUGGAUUUCUUCGGUAAUGUCCAGAAUGUUGAGGUGGAGAAUGCCAACGCAAGAGAGCCUGGUUCUCUCAAGGAAGACCUGGCUGAGAUUGCGCGACUGGUUGAGAAGUGGCAGAAUCGCGAUGAGGAGUACUCCGCCAUUAUCAACAACUCAACCGAGCAACAGGCAGACUCGCCUUCUGUGCAUUUGCCCCGGAAGAAACCCGUUGGGCCAACCCGAAUGACAGACGAGAGCAGCUGGGGCAAGCGCCUGGUUGGACUGUCUGUGGUGGGGACGUGCACUGCGAUCUGGGUCGCCGGUUCAUAUCUUGGUCGCUCUGUGGUUUAA